Messenger RNA from Rhea pennata, 915 nucleotides. RefSeq names its product melanin concentrating hormone receptor 2 (gene MCHR2). NCBI's taxonomy places the organism in Eukaryota, Metazoa, Chordata, Aves, Rheiformes, Rheidae. The record is from RefSeq and is a predicted model, not a curated record.
AUGUUGGGCGCAUCGUGCUACCACCUUCUGCAGAUCCCCCCCACCUCACCCCCGACCAGCACCGCCAGGGAGGGGGUUGCACAAAAGAGGGGUGGCCGUGGUCCCAGGACCGGGACCAGCGGCAGAGGUGGGGACAUGCACGGCGCGGUGUUCCGGAGCGAGGCGGGCGAAGAGCUCGUGAGCGGUUGUCGCUGCUGGGGAAGGCACUGGCGGAGCGAGGCGUCGCCACCACCCUCUUCUCAGCCCGAGCAGCCUUGUCCAGGGCUCACUGGCUGCUGCAGCGACAUGCGGAGCUCCAGGCUCAAGUUCAGCUUUCUUGGUACAUGUGUCUUGUUUAACACAUCUUGGAAUGGAGAGUAUCAUCAUGAGGCAAUUAGUGCUGCAGAAACAGUCAUCCUUCCCUCUCGGAUUAACUGUUCAACAGGUUUAGGUGGAAAUAUCCUCAUUGUGUUCACAAUAAUAAGAUACCUCACUCUCGUCCAGCCAUUUUGCCUAACCAACCCGAGAACAAAAUCAAAGACAAUUCAAGUCAGUUUAUGUCUGUGUGUAUCAUCACGUAUUCUGAUGCUCCCUGCACGGGUGUGCUCAAAAAUAAUGAAGUUCAAAGACAGUUUGGAGAGUUGUGCUUUUGAUCUAACCUUACCUGAUGAUUGUGGUCUCUUUGUGGUAAGUGCUGCCCCACUCCACUUGAUACAGCUCGUGAGCAUUCAGGUUUCUCAGCUGAUGCUCACCUUCUGCAUGAGCUACUGGGUCUCCAUCUGCCUCAGCUACACCAGCAGCAGCAUUAAUCCAUUGCUCUACACCCUGCUUAGCAGGAACUUCUGGAAGCGUCUCUGAUGGUGCACAAACGUGGAAGUCAGCAUGACAGAACAGGAAAUUAACUACAUCAAAAACACUCUGAAGUCAAGCUUUUGA